UUUACUCCUUUCUAUUAUUCAUUCAUGAUAUUGAAAGGUUAUUUGCUCCUUUUAUAAAUUCUAACUUUUAUAAAGUAACGGAUAUGUCGGAUACGCAUGCCACUUUGGAACACAUGUUACGUUUAUGAUGUUGUCUUUAAAUAAUAUUAAAUUGAUUAAUUUUGUAAAAUAUUCUGCGUGGAAACUCUGUAUAGAUAAUACGUAUUGUCAUUUAAGAACCUAUCACUAUAGGUAUAAACUGAUUCAGACUUUCUUUUAUUCGACGAAAUGCAACACGAAAGAGGAUGGAAUUCAAUCGUCUCUCGAUCCCAGAGUCGUAGCAUUACGAGAGAAAUUGAUAUAUUGCGACUAUUUAGAUUAUCAUAAGGUGAAAAUAAGUUACAUGAAACGUUUUGUAUGGAAAAAGAAAGCUGAGAAUUUUGCGAAGGAAGUACGAAACAAUGAGCUCACGAAUGUACCUGUCUAUAGCGUACUUUUGGAUGAGAAAAAUGAAGAAAACGAUGAGCAAAAAUAUAUAAAUGCAGAAGAAGAUACAACCAAACCUAUACAUAUGCCAUAUGCGAGUACAGAUUCAUACAAUAAUGUAGACAUAUCUUCUGAAAUGAAUGAAAAUAAUUUUGAUGAAAAUACAAUUUCGUUGAACAGCAGGUAUAAAAUUCUGUAUGAAAAAUAUUUAACGGAAAAGAAUGCGAAUUUGGAAAAGGAAAAAUUUAAUUUACAGGAGUACUUAGGAGAAAGAGAUAUGUAUAAGAAAGAUUUACCAUCAAAUGUUCCAUUUAAUUGGAUGGUCGACGUUGAACAAUACGAUGAUACUUUACAGGACAAUACCUGGCUCAGCAAUUAUGGAACUCCUGAUCCAAACUCUAGUAUUAGUUCCAUACCAUGUGGUGGAUGUGGAGCCUUGUUGCAUUGUAAGGAUCCUGCUCUACCAGGUUAUUUGCCUUCGGAGUUGUUUCUAAAAAGGAGCAAUCAAGAAUUGCGAGUUAUGAUUUGUCAAAGAUGUCAUUUUAUGCAUUAUUAUAAUACUACAUUAGAAGUAAAAGUAUCUGCGGACGAAUAUCCAAAACUUUUAAAAGUGAUAAAAACAAAGAAAUGCGCUGUCAUUUUGAUGAUCGAUCUUACAGAUUUUCCAUGUAGCAUAUGGCCUGAAAUAAAUAGUGUGCUGCAUCCUUUAACACCAGUAUUCGUCGUAGGGAAUAAAGUAGAUUUGUUGCCUCAAGAUUCGAAACAUUUUUUUACUCAUGUUAAAGAUUGCCUGUUGAAGGCUAUGGAAAUUACAAAAAUUAAGAAGGAGAAUAUCAGACAUGUAGAACUUAUAUCUGCGAAAACAGGCUAUGGCAUAGAAGAACUUAUAAAUAAGUUACAUAACAUCUGGAAAUAUAAAGGAGACGUUUACAUUAUCGGAUGCACAAACGUUGGUAAAUCCUCUUUGUUUAAUGCUCUUCUACAGUCUGAUUAUUGCAAAGUACAAGCUGUGGAUUUAAUACAACGUGCAACUAUUUCUCCUUGGCCAGGCACAACGUUGAAUUUGUUGAAAUUUCCUAUUCUAAAUCCUAAAAGAAAGCGACUUUAUUUGAGAGCAUUGCGAUUAAAAAUGGAACAGCAGCACAAAUACGCUGAAGAAAAAUCUCGAAUCAGUCAAUUUGAAAUGACACGUAAUUUAAAGUACGCCACAUUGCAAAAUCGUAUAGGCAGAACAUUUCAAUCAACAUCCAAAAAUUACUCAUUCAUGGAAGAAAAAUUUAAGAAUACACAAUUCGGAUUUGAUGAGAAUAAGAAAGAAUACAAACUCAGCCGCUGGUGUUACGAUACUCCUGGCACUAUUCAACCAAAUCAGAUAUUGGAUUUGCUGACAACGCAGGAACUUUUGUCGGUUUUAUCGAAGAAAAUAAUCUCACCUAGAACUUUCAUUCUACGUGUAAAUCAAACGAUAUUUUUGGGUGGAAUAGGAAGAUUGGAUUACGUAGAAGGCGAUACUUUUAUUAGGUGUACAAUAUUUUCAAGUAGCGAAUUACCAAUAACUCUAACUCAUACUGAGGAUGCGGAUAAUGUAUACAACGAGUUACUUAAAACGGAAGCAUUUGUCGUACCUGAAAACAAUCCAGACCGAUUGAAACAUUGGCCAUCUUUAGUAUCUAAGGAGAUGGAAAUUACUGGUGUUGGUCGGAACAAGUCAAUCUCCGACAUUGUUUUAUCCAGUGCGGGAUGGAUCGCAAUCGCUGCUGAAAAAGCUGAGCGUGUUUUAUUGAAAGCUUGGAAUCCACAAGGUCGCGGCUUAUACCUAAGAACACCGGCACUUUUGAGGAAAUCUGUCACUCUACAUGGCAAUCGAAUUUCAGAUACACCGACAUACAAAAGCGGACGCCAAGCAUACAGAAAAUAAAUACUUUUUUUA
Atta colombica is the source of this 2395-nucleotide messenger RNA. RefSeq names its product nitric oxide-associated protein 1. NCBI's taxonomy places the organism in Eukaryota, Metazoa, Arthropoda, Insecta, Hymenoptera, Formicidae. The transcript has 5 exons. The coding region runs from base 125 to 2383 and encodes 752 amino acids. The record is from RefSeq and is a predicted model, not a curated record. Gene Ontology annotation, molecular function: GTP binding.